AUGGUGGGCGACGGGAAAACGAAGCUGAUUGCAGUAUCUCCGUACGAGAUUACCUUUGUCAUGACACGAACCAGAGCCAAGGACGUCCCGUUUGAGCCCGAAGGGGUUGUUGAUGGGAAUGACGGUGAAACAGACAAGGGUGAUGUCAAUGUCGAAUCCAGGGUGCUUGAAGAUAGAAUCAUAAAGUUGGGCAAAGAACUAGUCGCUACCAUGUCUGAUGAAGAAGAAACGUUCGCGCUGGGUAUGAGAGUGGCGAAUGUGGCCGAGGAACUAGGAAUGGUGGCGCUGCUCGAAGGCGUAAUCAAAGAACUUGACGACGUAAUUGAGGAACUAUUUCCCGCAAAGGACGACCCUGAACUCGGCAAAGGCGUCAGCAGAGGCAGGGUAGCCGUCAAGCUAGGAGAUAUGGAUAUUGAGGUGGAAGGCUCCAUGAGCGAUGUAGAUGGACUGCUCAGCAAGCCACUCAUCGAACUAGAAGCCUCUUCGGAAGUCGUUGGCAAGACGUCUGAUGUUGGCGGCGGAAUGCUCAGACUAUCAGACAAGGAUGUCAGAGUGGGCGUUUCCAGGUCUGCUGUAGAUGUAUCUAUCGCACUUGAUAUGGGUAUUCCGGCUAGAUCUGAAGAUGAGAUUGGCGAGAUAGGACUCUCAGAUGGUGUCAGACCCGGUGAUUGCUCUGUUGAUAUGCCCGACACGCUCAGACUACCAGGCUCUGUAGAAGGCCUCUCCAACGAGAUUAAAAAAGAGCUCCAAGACAAUAGAGGUGUUGUACUUGGCUCUUCAAUCUCGUCUGAACUAGUGUCGAUUGUCGGAAUUGAGGUGGUGGGUAGGAUAGGAUUGGACGUCAACUCGACAGGAGAGGAUAACGGAUCAUUCACGGUGAUUGAGGUACUAGUAAGUGCCGUAGAUGAGUCGUCGGGUACAGUUGACGUGAACGUUAAAGGGACGCUUGACGUGCCUAACACAUCAGUUUCGGUGGGUAGUCCGGGAGACAAGGCAGAAGAUACUGUGGGAAGCGCUUCGUUGACCGAACUUGUCGAAUCAACUUCGGAAGAGAUAUCAGAAAUCGUGGGUGAGGAGAUCGAAGCAGAACUGAUCGGGCCACUCGGAAGUUCGGGAACCACGGAUGCACUUGAAUCAAAGCUCAAAAAGACCGAGGUUGAUACAGUGGACGUCAACAAUGUAGACACUGAGCCAGAAAACACACUGCUGAUUACGCCGGUGGACGGAGGAUACGGUGGUGGUGGCGUGACAGGCUACAGCAAACUUACAGAUGAUGGACUCAACGAAGGAAGGGGGACAGUAGUAUCAGGUCUGCUCAUGCUGAGUGAAACCAUGGUAGAGCCGGAGAUUAGCGGCACUGUCAAUGAUGACGAAAGUCCCGGUAUAGACAAGUCAGGUGAGGUGUAG
This is a messenger RNA of Pyrenophora tritici-repentis Pt-1C-BFP, 1407 nucleotides long. NCBI's taxonomy places the organism in Eukaryota, Fungi, Ascomycota, Dothideomycetes, Pleosporales, Pleosporaceae. The record is from RefSeq and is a predicted model, not a curated record.